Molecule: messenger RNA, 735 nt
Organism: Aspergillus pseudotamarii
Lineage: Eukaryota; Fungi; Ascomycota; Eurotiomycetes; Eurotiales; Aspergillaceae
Exons: 1
Coding region: 1-735 (244 amino acids)
Source: RefSeq, a predicted model, not a curated record
AUGCCGGAGCAACAAAAUCGUGCCCCAGACGAGAUCGUCGACCGGAUGCCUGUAGCGAUAGGUUGGAUGCCUGGAAGGCUUCUGCAGGAAAAAAUGUUACCUGAUGACCUUUACUCAAAACUGAAUCAUGUUGACACAGAUGGUAUACCCAGUGAAAAAGCACCCUUGGGAUCAGGUCCCCCAAAAUCGAGCCUUAAAGAUCGGGAGUGUUCGUUACCUAAAGGCUUCUCAAUGAUUCCAUACUUAGCGUCAUUCGUCAGGCUUGAACGCAAUCGUCGGCUACUUGGGUCUGAGUUAGAGUUUACUCAAAGAGAUAUCCCUCGCUUCAAUAUCGCACUACAAAAACUUGGGUCAGGCAACCGUUUCUACUUUCGGUCUCAGCUGGUUGACAUAGCUCGGUAUCUCACACUUUGCGAGACAUACGACUCCCUAGCGCGAGACGCAGCUUUCCCACUUAUGUUUCCAGUACUCGGAGACAAGUUUGGAGAUGAGGCAGGAGACAGCGUGACAGUCCACAAUGUGGUGCUAUUUAUUGUGUCCCAUCCAGGAACCUUCAAACAUCGUACAAGAGCAGUAUUUUACACUGCUUAUGAGGAACGAUUCGUAGUAUCUCACAAAGAGCUAGAUUGGAUCAACUCAACAAAGGUCUCCAUGGCGACGGUGCAUCGGAUAAAGACUCUUUGGGGCCGUACUACUACGAUGGCUUCUGAUGAUGCAAAGGCAAUAGGAGAAUGA